This is a messenger RNA of Bursaphelenchus okinawaensis, 4264 nucleotides long. The record is from the annotation of a GenBank genome assembly. NCBI's taxonomy places the organism in Eukaryota, Metazoa, Nematoda, Chromadorea, Rhabditida, Aphelenchoididae.
AUGGCCGAAAGAAAGGAUUCUGAAUCCAAACGAGUUCGAAUUGAUUCAGUAUCAUCGCAUUUGGGUGUAAUUGAACCAAAUGAUGCUGCUGGCUUAGGGCAUCAGUUUGCUCAAGCUGAGCUUCGACGUGCAAUUGAUAAUCAGAAUGAAGAAUCACAAAGUUCAGAUGUACCAUUGAAGACGAUUCGACGUCAUCGUACCAUUUCUGGGUCUAAAAGUGAAGAUCACAUGCUUACUACGGACCGAGGACAGGUAUGUUUAUAUUUUUAUUUAUAUCUUUACAUUUUUAGUUUAACGUCAAAUAUUUUUUCUAUGUAAAUCAAUUGGUUUUUUGAAAUUUUCUUUGACUUACGAUAAUGUUCGUUACUUUUUGUGCAUUUUGGUAUGAUUUUCACAACUUUUGCUGCUAUUUUCAAGCUUAUCCUUUACGUUGUUAGAAUUUUGUCUUAAUUUUACAAUGACUUCUUCUUGUUUUUCAACUUUACAGUAUGUCCUUUUCAACAAAUAAAGCUUCCUUUACAAUACUCUUGCUUACAAUGAGCUACAGAGUCUGUUGCGACGACAGUCGCAUUGUUAAAAAAGGCGUGUGUAUUGUUUUGUGACCUACCGGACAUUAAAUGUUGACAAGUUAUAUCGGGGACUUUAAGGGGGCUUUAAGAUACUGUAUUUGGGGAUACUUGAAGUUAUUUGAACAUCCAUAAUAUUUUUUUAUCUGUUAAUUUUGACAAUUAGUCGAGUUUUAUUAACCCAAUUUUGAGGUUUUUACAAAACGAAGAAGAGACUUCGACACAGGGUCAUUUUGGAAGGUUUAAGCGAAGAAAUCGUUAAAAACGGCAGUUUUGAUUAGGAAAAAUAAUAACAGGUCAAUUACAAAACUUAAAAUGGCAUAGAAGCUCGAUUACAAAAUCAAAACUGAUUCCGUAAAUUAUCAGUUUGAGUUUCAUAAAGGCUAAUUUAGUAAGAGUCAGGUGGGUCGAAUUGCAAAACAAGGGCAGUGUUUUCAUUCUUUUUGGUUAGGUAUUGUUUUUCACUUCCGAUGGUUUUGUUAACGGAAUUUAUGUGUUUACUACCGUUUUUUUCAUGAGAUUCACACAAUUUUUCAAACACUUAUUUUUUAAAAUUUGAUGCGUGGGUUUAUCCUGGUCAACAAAGACUUAUAAAUACGUUUUUAAUGCUGCUAUGUUGGUGGGGGUCAACGUUUUUGUUGGGUUUUUUUGCUUUCAUUGAAGGGGAAGGGGUUGAUUAAAGUACCUAUCAACCAUACCUAUCUGUGUCUUUACAACUCACAAAUUUAUCGUGAGGGAUACAACUUCAACAGUUAUGAAGUUGACACGACACAGAACAGACGCAAUCAAAAAGCGAACAUAUACCGGCUGCCCCGCCCUUUAACAGUCAAACCGAAAAAAAAUCGCUUCGCAUAGACAAAAACGCGUAGAAUUGACCUUUUGAAAAGGAGAUCAGACUUUUUUUCAACCAUGUCCAAUUUGUUUUGACUAAUUUCUUAUUGUUGAAAAAGGCGAAAAAUGCGGCGACUAUCACUAUAUAACGAUUGAAGUUACACUGGGCUUUUUGGUAGGCAUAGUGGCGUCACUGGGGUCUUUUGUUGAAAGAGGGGGGGGGGAUGGUGAGGGAAAGUUUAAAGAGAUUAGAUUGUUUUUAAUGUUCACAAGUUAUCCUUCAUGAGGAUCUUAAUAAUCUUUAAUUUAUAAGAAAAGCUAAAAAAAUUUGUCAGGGGGGGGGGAGAUGAGACAGGUAGUUUUGAAAAUUUUUUAAAUACAAGCAUUUUUUAUUUUUUGUAAACAUAGUUCGCGCGGAGAUGCCAUUAAAACCUUCUUUACAUCAUUCUUUUCAGGACAAAAAUUCAAACUCGCACAAAAUUCUAAUCAAACCGGUACAAAUAUUCACCCUCUAUAAAUAGAUCAAAUCUUCUCAAACAUCUAUUCAAUCCAAAUACUCACUUAGCUCUUUUCACAUAUCAAGGAUUAGACUUGGGCGAUCUACUUCUUAUCUAUCAAGUCUAUCGUCUCUUGCUGUCUGAUCUGAAACAACCAUGAUGUUGGACGACUAUUCCGAAACGAUCUCAGACCAAAUCUAUUGUUUGCCGUACUCAGCUCGCAAUUCUUUCCAGAAGGUGUAUACGAAAGGCCGUCCGCCAUGGUACGAUCGUGCUGGCAAGCGUCUGAAGCAGCCCUUCUUGAUUGGAAUCUGUGGUGGGUCGGCUUCGGGAAAGACGACGGUGGCCAGAAGGAUCAUUGAGAGGUUGGAGAUGCCAUGGGUCACGGUGUUGUCAAUGGAUUCGUUUUAUAAGGUAAAAUACGGAGAUGUUAAAGUGUUGUGUAAAAGUUUUAAAUACUUAAGGAAAGCUAAUUAUUUAACUUAAUAGUACUUUAAGAACUAUUUAAAUUAAUUCCUCAACUAACCUCAAAGUAUUUUACUCAUAUUCAGGUCCUAAACACAGAAGAAAAAGAGCGUGCCAGUCAACAAAACUACAACUUUGAUCAUCCGGCCGCUUUCGACUUUGAUUUGCUGGAAGAAACCUUGAAGCGUCUUCGUGAUGGAAAGUCUGUAGAUGUCCCGGUGUACGACUUCACUUCCCAUUCUCGAGACAAGAAUGCCAAGGUUAUGUAUGGUGCUGAUGUUUUGAUUUUUGAAGGAAUUCUGUCGUUUUUCCGACCAGCCAUCGCUGACAUGAUGGAUAUUAAGGUAGGUUUUAUUGUAGUUUUUCAUUGUUUUGGUUUUAGAAAAUGGGUUUAUUUUAUUAAUGAAGAUGAAUUUGUAUGUUCCUUUUUGAAUUUUGGUAAAAACAGCUUUGUAUGUAUAGUUUAGAGAUUCAAAAAAUAAAAAAAAUAACAAAAAAACACAACUAAAAGGGCCAACAUAUACAAAAACACAUAAAAAUGACUAAAAUACGUAUUGUUUGUUCAGGUGUUCGUCGAUACCGAUUCCGACACCCGACUUGCGCGUAGGCUGAAGAGAGACACGGCCGAAAGGGGGCGAGAUACAGCUGGAGUAAUCGACCAGUACUUCAAGUUCGUGAAACCAGCCUUUGACAACUUUAUUGGUCCCGCGGCCAAAUUGGCCGAUAUUAUCAUUCCACGUGGCGGUGAUAAUGAGGUGGCCAUCGAUCUCAUCGUACGUCAAGUAAAGAACCAGCUAGCCGAACGUGGCUACGAUGCUACGAAGAAUCGUUUGGAAUGGUCGGCUUUGAGAAGUUCCCCACCAGCAGAGUCGGACCCAGUUUAUGGGCCGCUUCCACGGCCGGAUAACUUGUUCAUUGUUAAUGAAACUCCACAGUUGAAGGGGCUACAUACGAUCAUCAGGAAUCGUGAAACGCCAAGAGAUGAGUUCAUUUUUGUGGCUGAAAGAUUGAUGCAGAUAUUGAUUGAGUACGCGAUGACUUUCAUUCCUUACGAGCCUACGAUUGUUGUUACGCCCGAUGGAGAAAAGUAAGUAUAUGUCUUUAUAGUAUUGUAUCAGUAAAUACAUAGCUUUAUAAGUUUGUAUAGUUAGUUAAAGUUGUCACUGUUAAUAUUAUAAUCAUGAUUUGAUUUUCAGAUUCGAAGGCAUGAAGCGAGCUUCACAGAUUUGUGGUGUAGCUAUUAUGCGAGCUGGCGAAACCCUGGAACGAUCGUUGAGGGGAGUUAUCAAGGAUUGUAAGAUUGGAAAGAUUUUGAUUCAAACAAAUGAUAUCACCAAAGAACCAGAGCUUUAUUACCUUAGACUACCAAAGAACGUCAGUGAAUAUAAGGUGCUACUGAUGGAUGCCAAUGUUGCUACCGGUAAGUAAAAGAGUAUUUGGUAUUACACUGAAGCCUUAUAGGGUUAGACACACCAUAAAAUUGUGUUUUAAGCCAUUUUUAAAUGUAUUUUUUAAAUUUUUUUUAUUUUAGGUGCCGCUUCCAUCAUGGCCAUCAGAAUCCUUCUCGACCACGACGUCAAAGAAGAGAACAUUACCUUGUUGUCCCUCUUAAUGGCCGAAAACGGAGUCAAUUCCAUCGCCUAUGCUUUCCCAAAAGUCAAACUUGUGACCACAGCUGUGGAUAGUCGUAUCAACGAGAUGUGCUACAUUAUUCCGGGUAUGGGUAACUUUGGCGACCGAUAUUAUGGUACAGAUGCGGUUGGGUUGACUUCGGACAAUGAGAACGAUGACGCUACGGAAAGCACGUUUGGCGACGAUGAUGAAUUGGGGUCGGUUGAUAGUGCCAUCGAGGGAUCAGCGACUUCGGGGAAGGCACAGAGUGAUAGCGUCACUGUUAUCGCAUAG